UAUUCUAUUUGAAUAAGUGUAGCAGUACCGACAGUUUAAAAUGGCUGAAGUUUAUGAGUUUAUAAAGCAAGAACAAGAAAAGUAUCUGAAUAUUAACGAGGAUGAAAUUUUAAAGGAUUUAACUGAGGAUGAAAUUGAACAGUUGACUUUGGAAUUAGAAGAUUUAGACCCUGAUAAUCAGUUGCUACCAGCAGGAUUUCGUCAAAAAGAUCAAACGAAAAAAGAUCCAACAGGGCCAUUAGAUCGGGAAAAGUUGAUUACUUACAUUGAAGAAGAGGCCAAAAACGUUGAAGAUAAAGAAGAUUUAGUUCCAUAUGAAGCUGGGAUAAAAAGAGGAAAAGUGUUUGAAAAAACUGAAGCUUCUGAAAAGUCGCUUCCACCGUCGCACCUUGAUCCAGAACUUGAAGAAUGCUUAAACAGUGCAACUGAGGCUGAGCUAACAGAUAUUGCUGCAAUAUUGGGAAUGCAUACAAUGAUGAACACAGAUCAAUUCUACAGUUCAUUGAUGGAAACAAAAAUAGUUAACAAGACAGGGUAUACAAGCACCACAAAAUGUGAAAUGAAGGUCACAGCUUUAAGUGAACCACCCAAUCCAACAGAUGUUGAGGAAACUCUUUCACGAAUCAGGGACAAUGACAAGUCAUUGACAGCUGUAAACCUCAAUAACAUCAAGCAUAUCCCAAUUCAUACUCUUGUUGAUUAUUGCGAAGCAAUAAAAGUAAACACAUGUGUCACAUCAUGGUCACUUGCAAGCACACGUACAAACGAUUCUGUGGCGUUUGCAAUAGCUGAUAUGUUAAAGAUAAACAGAACACUAAAAGUAUUAAAUGUUGAAAGCAAUUUUAUUUCUGGAAAUGGCAUUCUUGCGAUUUUAGCCACACUUGAAGACAAUGAUGUUCUUGAAGAACUCCGCAUUGAUAAUCAAAGAGCUCAGUUUGGAAACAAGGUGGAAAAUGAAAUGUGCGAAAUUUUGGAAAACAACAAAACUUUGUUGAAGUUUGGAUAUCAAUUUAAUCUGCAAGGUCCACGUGGUAAAGUGGCUGAUUGCCUCACCCGUAAUUACGAUACAAAGCGUAAAACCAGAGUCAAUUACAACCCAUCAAGUGUGGUUUCUAAAACCUUUAUCAAGAAAAGGCGAUAAAUUUGUUUGUUUUGGUUCAUGGCAUUUAUCAAGAGUAUGUGUAAGGAAUGAUAAUAUUUUGCUGCUUUCUCUUUUUGCAUGAACUUUGUUAUUUACCAAUGUACAGAGAUACAAAUUAUUCUUUAAUAAAACAUAUUUAGCAUUUUAGUUAAAGCUCUAAUUCUAGGUUUACUUCGAAAACUACUGAUUGCGAAUGUACUUAUUUAUGUAUUGUGUUUGUAUUUUUUAUGGCUCCUGACUAUUUUAAAAUAAAUGUAUUAUAGGACUCGAUUAGAAUUUAUAUCUAUCCCAAUGUAUAUUUGAUUUUGCUAUCUACAUCUUUGUACUGUGUUUUGCUUGCUUUUUUACAUAUGUUGAGCGCAUGUAUUUGCAUGUAAAAUACACAUCAAAAAGAAAGUGAA
Messenger RNA from Ciona intestinalis (vase tunicate), 1542 nucleotides. NCBI's taxonomy places the organism in Eukaryota, Metazoa, Chordata, Ascidiacea, Phlebobranchia, Cionidae. The record is from RefSeq and is a predicted model, not a curated record.